AUGUCUUUGUAGUUAUCAGGGUGUAGGUCAUUUUAUUGUAAAAAUACUGACUAAUUCGUGACAAUUUUUGUGUAGUCUUAUAGUUAAUUGAAGAGGAUUAAUUCCACCCGAAAUAGGGGUGUGUAUGAAGUGGUGCUCCACAACCCACGUAUUUGUAGCAAUGCAAUUGGUGUCGUUUUGGUGGAGAUAAUAGAAGUGGCGAGGAUGAGGUCACAGUGAUUGGUUCCAACGGCACCACGGCUUCUACUGUGGCGGGCGGCGCGAGAGGAGAGGAGUCUCCCUCGCAGGCCAACCUAGAUACCGUGGAUAACACUACCCCCACCUGUUGGUGGACUGCGUGGUCAGCAAUGGGCUGCUUCGGGUCUCCAGGUGCCAAGAGUGGCGAGGAUGACGCCAAGUCCCAGAAGCGGCGGAGUGACGCCAUCACUCGCCAACUCCAGAAGGAUAAACAGGUGUACCGCGCAACACAUCGACUGCUCCUGCUGGGCGCAGGGGAGUCGGGCAAGUCCACGAUUGUGAAGCAGAUGCGUAUCCUGCACGUGAACGGGUUCUCCGACAAGGAGAGACGAGAGAAGAUCGAGGACAUCAAGAAGAACAUACGGGACGCCAUACUUACAAUAACAGGAGCAAUGAGCACCUUGACCCCGCCCAUACCACUCGAGAAGUCGGAGAACAAAGCGCGCGUCGACUAUAUACAAGAUGUGGCUUCACAACCUGACUUCGACUACCCAGCAGAGUUCUACGAGCAUACGGAGGAACUGUGGAAAGACCACGGGGUUCAGCGGACGUACGAGAGAAGCAAUGAGUACCAGCUCAUUGAUUGCGCGAAAUACUUCCUAGACAAGGUUCACAUCAUAAAGCAGCCGGACUACACGCCCACGGAGCAGGAUAUUCUGCGUUGUCGUGUGCUCACCUCCGGGAUUUUCGAGACGCAGUUUGUCGUCGACAAAGUUAAUUUCCACAUGUUCGACGUGGGCGGUCAACGCGACGAGCGUCGCAAGUGGAUCCAGUGCUUCAACGACGUGACGGCCAUCAUCUUCGUGACGGCGUGCUCGUCCUACAAUAUGGUGCUGCGAGAGGACCCCACGCAGAACCGGCUGCGGGAGUCGCUCGACCUCUUCAAGAGUAUAUGGAACAACAGAUGGCUGCGCACGAUAUCCGUGAUCCUGUUCCUCAACAAGCAGGACCUGCUGUCCGAGAAGAUCGUGGCGGGCAAGUCCCGGCUGGAGGAGUACUUCUGCGAGUUCGCUCGCUACCAGACGCCGCCCGACGCCACUCCCGAUGCGCGCGACCAGCCCGAGGUCGCGCGGGCCAAGUACUUCAUACGAGACGAGUUUCUGCGUAUCAGUACUGCGAGCGGCGAGGGCAAACACUACUGCUACCCACACUUCACGUGCGCCGUCGACACGGAGAACAUCAAGCGUGUGUUCAACGACUGCCGCGACAUUAUCCAGCGGAUGCACCUGCGACAGUACGAGCUGCUCUAACGUGAUAACGUGGAUGAUACGUCUGCGCUGGCUCAGCAUCAGCGAGCGACACAGUGACACCAAAUUAAUGCGACAGCAAUAUUUACUUAUAUUAUAUACAUCUCCGUAACACCCUGUAUACUAAUCUAUGGUCUUUUAAACAAAAUGGCGCGUUAUCUUUGUCUAUAAUCAUUAUUGUGUCUAUAGUUUUUGAUAACGCGCGAUAAUUGGGCUGUUCACACGUGGCGAAUCAGCGAAUUGUAAUAUUUUUGCGGUUACAGAUGCCAAUAUACUUCAAGAGAAAAUCUACCACAAAUUACUAAAAUUGUUCGAAGGAUAGUAUGAUCGAGGUAACAUAGUGCGAUUAAAAAUUUGAAGCAAAUAUGUAUUUGAAACAUUUAUUGUUCACAUUUUCGCAUAAUAACGUUGUUUUUAUUUGCUUGCUGCAUUAGUCGCCCAUGUGCAAGCACCCUAAAACUAUAGCGUAUUAUCGUUUUCAUUUCAAAGUUACUUUUUAUGAUUUUAUAUUGAUAAUAUGCAUCUAUGAUUUUUCUGUUGUUCGGAUGGUGUUUCCGAUUGUUCGCUGGCCAUUCGGUAAUUUGUGCGUUCUGAUAUUGGCUCGAUGUCGCCAGUACAUUUGGCUGUCCAAACCUACCUUUGCCUCAUAACAAUUUGGUAUGUCAAUGUGACAGAUGGCGCGUUUUUUUAACAAAUCUAAUUUUUUACACUAUACCAUUGAAACUAAUCAAUGAUAUAAUAUAUAAAUAUUGCUUAUUAGCAAUUUCACAGAAUUAUUAAACUCUUGGAUUAUAAAUUUAUUAACGAAAAAUCAAGGUUACGACAUAAUUUUUCAAUUCAUGAUCUAACCAAUAUUAUGAAUAUUUUAUUGAUGUUUGAAAUAGGAUAGUGCAAUAUUUAUAUGUUUUGUAAAUAAGCGAAUAUCGAGCCAUUAUUUAAUUGUGAGGCAGCUAUGUACAUGAAUCAUUUUAUAUUGAGGAUCAGUACCUUUUUCGGUUUUAACUGAGGCUACACAAUAAAUGAUAUUUUGUAUACAAAUCCACAACUAGUUUUAUACUAAAUAUAGGUCGAAACAAUGGGCAUUGUUUAAACAAAGGUGUACAUAAGUUAUUUGCUGGAAAGGCACAUGUUAAAGACCCGUCACACUCUUGUUUGAUUACUUAGCAAUCAGGCAGGGCUUGUAAACCGAAUAACAAUGCUAAUCGGUUAAAGUGUAAGUAUAUAGAGAACAUUUUAUUCGGUUUUGUUCUAACUUGUAUAAAAAUUACGGUUUUUGGUUAUUUAUGUUCAUUUGAACUUAUUCUUCUUUUGGCGCGUUAUGGAAAAAUUAUCAGAGAGAAUUUACAAAUCGACACCCUUAACUAGACCAUUUGUAUCAUACUUCAGCUACCAACUCUCUUGAUACUCAUAUGUCGUCUACUCAACCAUAACGGGUGGACGAGAAUUAUAUAAAUGUCAAAAUAUAGUUUCAAUUUAUAGACAAGUUUUAAAAUAAAAUAAAAAUUCUCUCCAAUUGUAUAAAAAUGAUUUAAUGUUAUUUAAUUACACGUUAUUUAACUAAGUUAUGCGGUAGAAUAAUAUUUUCUUUGUUUGUAUUUAAUAUUUUCUUAAUUACAAUAUUGUUUUAUCUGCAAUCGUAAAAUAGCACGAGGAAUUAAUUUUUAAGGACUAUUGUUUCAUUACACCAAAGAAGAAUAACUUCUUGCGUGCGUACAUCAGAACAAACACACUUUUUUUCAAUCCAAAUUUAUUUACCAUUGCCGACUCAUGUACUCAGUACAGUUUCAUUUUUAGGGUUCCGUUGCCAAAGGGCAAAAAACAGAACCCUUUUAGAUUCGUCAUGUCUGUCUGUCUGUCCGUCAGAAUGUCACAGCCACUUUUUUCCGAAAUUAUAAGGUAUAAGUACUGUUGAAUCUUGGUAAGUAAAUGUAUUCUCCAGGAACGCUUGCACUCUAAACGGAAUAAUGCAUACAAACCGAUUUUUACCGGUAAUAAAUCGUUAUAUAUCCGAGCCUUGCCGACAGGUCAUCAGGUUUCUUACGGAAUAUUUUUACAAACGAGUAACAUUUACAUAAACAAUAGCACUAAACUACCAAUGAACCACUGAUAUCUCAUUGUAGACUACAGCCAGUAUAUAAUAUAAAAUAAUGUAUUUUAUGAUAGAUAAUGUUCAUCACACAAAUGUGACUUUUCAUUGGCAAAAUAACUAUAUUGAAACAUGAAGUAACUUGUGUACACCUUUUAACAUCACCAUCAUUGGGCGCAACCAAAGAGAUUAACGUAUAUAUAAAAUAUGACAUAGAACGAACAAGACGGAAAUAAUCUUAAUAGUUAUUUUGUAAUUCGUGUGAAAUUCAACUUAGAUAUACAAUGACGUUCUAUACACAUAUAAGGACAUAUCAUUCGCAGUCUGACAGCGGAACGGAAGAAGUGUGCUUAAAGACAAUGUAAGCACUACACUCUACUUAGCUGUGUGUCAACUGUCACUGUCUGAAUCAAAUCUAAGCUAAAUAAAUGUUUUACAUUGCUGCUUAUUGACCAAGAAUAUUUUAAACAACUGGAAUAAAUGCGGCAAUGUAUAAAUAUAGUAGUCACAGCUUGUGUGAUUUGUGUCAUAUUUCAUAUUUCGGCUUUGAUUUUAUACGUGAUUUGUCUAUAUGUAUAGAACGUCAAUGAAUAUAUACAUUGUUGGUACUUUUGACAGUCCGUGUCUGCCGUUCGAUAGCUGAAAUACGUGGUAAUUGAUUUAUAACGUUUUAUACUUAGAUUAAGGAUUGGUCUCGGCUGCGCUCCAACUAGAUAUCGCACUACCUGAGAACAUAAUAGCUUUUUUAUUACUUGCCGUAAUAAAAAAGCUAUUGUUAUUGUUAACUAUUAGAUGCUCGUGUGCGUGCCAUCUUGACACUCAAUGGCAUCUCUAAAGUUUUGUAACUAACGCUUCGUGCUAUUUUACAUUGAAAUUAAUAAAAUACAAAAUACUUACUGAUGAUAUGUGAUCCCAGUGUCUUUUAAUUAAUUAUUAGCAAAGUUGAACAGAACAUGUGGCAAGUCAACGUCACACACGUCUUUCGAGACUGGCUCGGGUACGCCCACUUGGGCGUAGUAUUAGUUGCCGUGUUUUGGGACUACGCCUGCGGUAUCUAGUUGGAGCGCGGCGGAGACCAAUCCUUAAUCUAAGGUUUUAUAGAUAUUGCAAUAUAGGUUGCGUUCAAAUGACCGCUGUAUGUAAAUCUCUUUGGGGUGAAACCGCAUUUCUUUUUUAAUACAUAUUACAACGUACGUCUGUACUGUAUAUUUUGUUUGAUAUUUAUUUUCCACUCAUCAACAUUGCGUUGUUUCUUUAUUCGUGCAAUAAUUUGGAAAUUUAGAUUGUUUUAGUUUUUUUAUUAUAGCGAUAUUUGAAGUUAGCAAUGAAUUAAGCACACGUACGCACGUGUUUUAUAAAUGAUUAUUAUAUUUUCAAUUGUAUAGUUUUAAUUUGUUUAUUAUUAUCAACGACUAGGAAAUAUGCUUUCGUCUGUUUUUUUUUCUUAUGUGUAAGUUUAUUUUUUAAGUUUUAUCAUUACGUCUUCCAUGUAACUAUUAUUUCCUAUUAAGUUUUAGUUAACCCGUCGUCGACUUUUGCAUAUUUCUGACUAAAAUAUAUUAAUUGUAAGCACUAGUUGAGCUUUGCUGGGUAGAAUGUAAGUUUUUAUUGAGUUAUUUAAUGUUAUGGAGCUUUUAUUAAAUUUAAGAUCCAAAGAUUUUUUCGCCGGUCGUAUAAAAUGCGCCACGUAAUUUCAUUUAGCAGUAUUUUUUUUCUCUUUUCAAUGAAAUGUAUAAUUUUGUGUAAGGAGACAUGUCAUACUAAGGUACAAAUGUAACUAACAAUUUAAUAUAUAAUUAUUAUUUAAAUUAAUUACAAUUGGACAAGAUUCCAGAAAAACGUUCCAAACCACAAUCAUGUUGAAAUUGAGUUGAGAACACAAAACUGGUCACGUGAUUCAUAUUAACGGAGUGACAAAAAAAUGGAAGCCCUACUGUCACUCUUUAAAUGACAUCAUGACUUAGUAGCCCAACCCACAUAAAUGGAAUACACUAAUAUUUAUAAAACUUAAAACACGAAUUCCUUAAAAUGUGAAUUUUGUGGCUUGGAACGUUUUUCAGGAAGUGCGUCCAAUUUUUGGUAUAUUUAUGUAAUUGGUUUAUGUACUUACCAUACCUAUAUAAAAGAGUUAUAGAUCUAUUUUUCUCGUUUUUUUUUUUGCAAAGAAUUGUUAGGAUGUAAUUUUCGUUACCUCACUCUUCGAGUUUUCCUGGAUUUCUGUGAAGUGUUUUGUGGUCCUUGAUAUAAGAGGUUUGAAGUUGUUUAAUGUGCCAUAAUGAUGUUUAAAUCUAGCGGAAACACCAUAAUUUGGUUACCAUGAAAUGUUUAAUGAAACCCCUCUCCUAGUAAUGAUAAUCAUUACUUUCAUUCACAAAACAUUCUAGUUUGUAUCAUAUAUUUUUUAAAUAAUGAAUUGUAUUUUUUUUCAAUCGCAUUAAGUUUUCUUUUUAAGUAGAAAAUAUAGAAUAUUUUAAUAUAAUAACUUCAUACAUUUCUUGGUGCGUGUAAGGUCGUUUCGUCGUCAAUUUUUCUUUGGACCGUCUCGGCUUUAUGGGAAUUCCAUUAUUUAGCGUAAGUGGAAAUAAUACUUUCGGAUAACCAAAAGAUCUGUUUUUAUAUAAUGAACGGCCACAUCACUACAUUAUGGGUUUCAUUGUGUAAUUAAAUUUUAAUACGGCAUCAUAAACUUAUUGUAAAGCAACUUAAUAACUAAAUAGGUAAGUUAGUUUAUUGCGGUUAAUCGAAAUUGUAGACUGCUAAUGUGAAAAUCCCCAUCUCCCUGUCAGUUUUGUGACUACCCACAUUUUGGCUAAGAAAAAAAAACUUGAGACAUUUAGGCUGGAUUUAGUGAUCGACCGACGGUCAGCGCUGACAUCGGUCGAACGUAGCGCGUACGUUGCGUUUAGUGCUCAGCUGACAGCAAACUUGAUGUGCGUGUUGAGAAGAAAAGUGAAUCCAUUUUUAACAUCUUAUGCGUACUACGCAAACGAUUACGGAAUAAAAGUAGGAGAAGAUAUCAUAUUUACCCAAUUAUUAUAGAGUGUAAGAUUGAAGAGGAAAUUUAUAUUAUAUUAUUUAUAAAUUUAUACAAUAUAUUUGAUUAAUGAAUUAUUGAUUACGAACGCGCGUACGGUCGGUUGCUUGGUCAUCGUCGCAUUGAACGCACGAAUUUAUCGACAUAGUGCCUCAGCGGACUGACGGUUCUCGUCAGCGUGACGUAACUGUACGCGCGUAACAAUUCAUUAGCGCCGGACUGUACGCAUUCAUAUAUUUUCGUUAUUAUAGCUAUUCUUGACCGAUGUCAGCGCUCACCGUCGCGUAGGUCGAACACUAAAUGCAGCCUCAACUUUGCUAAUCGAGAAUCUCAAGUAAUAGAUUGCCAGAAUUCUGAUAAACUUGUAAAUGGUAGCGUCUCUGUAAUGGCGCGUGAAAUAUUUCGGAGUUUUUAGCACAAUCGCUGUAUCUUUCUUCGGCAAUGUCCAGUGUAAAAGGUGUAAUGAUCGCAAUAACAUAUGAGUGUAAAAAGUAGUUUAAUGCAUAUUUUCUAUGUUUUUUCGAUACGUAGACGGUACUGCCAUAUUUCUCGUCGAUAUUCGACUAUCGUCCUUACACUAGAUAGCAAUAGGCUUAGACCAAGAGCGAUUACCGUGAGCGAUUAUGAUUUAGCACGCGAUAUAGCGCACAAUAUCAUUUUGUAACCUAUUAUAAUUAAAUCUCUGCACAAAACUUUGCACCGGUUUUGUUUCUGAUAACUGACAAUGAGCUUAAUUAGAAAUCCUCCAAGUCUAACGUACUAAACGGGUUUCCACUGCAGUUGGAAUUAUUUUUUAAUUGUCAGGUUUACAGUUUAUGUAUCGUUCUUCUUUUUACGCGCGAAAGUGUCAUGGUGGCCGUUUAUGACGUCGCGCCUCAGCCAAUGAAUGAUGUCGCGUGAUACAAACAACUAAAAGUUCCGACGCUUUAGUGAUUAUUGAGCCGUGACGUCAUUCAUGUUUUAGUUGACGUGCCCGAUUGCCGCAUUUUACCUUCUUUAUGUCAAUAUUUUAAAAACUUUCAUCGCAUAUAUUUUUGUAAAAACUUUUUUUUUUUAAUUUCUUAUUUUUUUGUCAUGUCUCGUUAUGAUUGAUUAUUUUUGUGCAGAGGUUUUUUGUUGAAUAUUUCGAACGCACACAUGUAAUUGUUUAACACAAUAAUAAGAAAUAUUUUGACUGUUAUUAUAUAUCACAAAUUAUCAAGUUAUGUUAUAAUUUAAUAUAGAAUUGUUUCGAUGAACUGGAUUUUUACAGCUUCUUUAAAUAACUUAGCGCCAACGUUCGUGGCACUCGCGAAACGGUAUAUCGUAGUGACUCGCCGUGUUUCUGACGAUUUUGGUCAUGUGGAUCUUUUUAAAUUUGUAGCCAAGGAUUCGAAAUAGGUUAAGUGUGCCAAGAACGGUUGCGGCUAUAGUACCCCCAGUUGUUAUUGUCGAUGUUAAAAACAAUAGAAAGCUGAAUUUUUGUGUUUGAGUUUGGUGCAAGUGAAUCCGGGUCCUGGAAACGGUUUGGCGUAGUCUUUGUAGAUAAUCGUGAUCGUUGACCUAUGCCUGCUAAUGCUCGUGGCAUGUGCGCUCUUAAAACGUGCGAGCGGUACUGCCGAUAGCGCGUUCUCGCUCGCACACGCAAAAUGCCCGUGUCGCACGAGUUUUGGCGGAAACUCAAGUAGUUCAAUGUCCGUUGCCAAUAAUCAAAUAGAACAACAACUCAUCCCAUCUUAUAUAACUUGUUAGAUAAGUGAUUGUAUUGCGCACAACGUAUAUGUGAGGGGGGAUCCCCUGACGCGCCGCCACCUGUGUCCGCGAUUAAUAUUACCCGAUAAAAUUUAAUUAAAUAUUUGCAGUUUUAUAAGAUUAAAAAAAUAAAACUUGUUAUUAAACACAAUGUUGAACACCAUGCCACGAAAUAUGAUUUGCUUGUGCACGGUUGACGGCGUACCUAAUGUUGCCAGAUACCCGAGGUCUCUCACAACAUAAGAAUAUAUUAUUAUUUAUUAUAAAAUAAAAUGUUACUUGUUUUAUAAUAUAAUAAUGUUUUAUGACAUGGUUUUGAUGGCUAAGUUCAUCGUUCACUCUAUAGUAAAUACUUAAUUUCAGUCAGCAUUUCUCCAAAUUUACGCCAAGAAAAAGUCUAUUCUCGACAUUUUUCUCACAUACUAGACAACUUUCACAAGAUCCGACACACUCACGUCUGUCUCCCGUCGGAGUAGGGAAAUACAACUAAACGCCACUUGCUUCUAUCUUUACAAACCUCACGCGCUUCCUCUACAUUCAAUACUCUUUUCAUACAUGCUCGCUGUCUCCGGGAGAAUCGGAUCUCUCCUUUUUUGAAAACGUCCCCAAUUUGGUCGACAAAUGUUCUGCUACAAGUUCUCCAAUUUUUUUAUUUUUCGUCAGAUUGUGGAAAAAACUACCGGGAGACCAUAGAUCCGAUGAUGGCUGCUCGCAACUAGAGCGCUCUAUUUUCGCAACCUGACAUUGGCUUACAAUGCUCUUCACUGAAUUGCAUCGCCAUUUAGACGACAAGUUGUUGAACGUUGAACUUAACGCGAAAGAGCCAUGGCAUUCCCGGCACUUUCGAAAUUACUACGAAUAAGUAAUAUACCAGUGGGAGGCUCCUUUGCUCAGGAUGCUGGCUAGAUUUUAAUGGGUCCCACAAGACGUCUAUUUCUGCCGUGAAACAGUAAUGUGCGAGCAUUAUUGUGUUUCGGUCUGAAGGGCGCCGUAGCUAGUGAAAUCCCUGGGCAAAUGAGAUUUGACAUAUUAUUCCUCAAGGUGAUGAGCGCAAUUGUAGAGCCGCUUGGAUUUUUUGGGUUUUUUCAAGAAUCCUGGGCAGGGCGUUUCAAUUACCAUCACUUGAAACGUCCUGCUCGUCUCGUCCCUUAUUGUCAUAAAUCGGCAACCUGUGUAAGAAAGAAGCCUCCCAGAUUGGUAGUUCCAGAGAUAAAUUUAUAAUAUAAGUAUAUAUUUCUAGUGGACACAGAUGGUGGCGAAAUAGUUUCUUGAAAGUGCAGCUAGCGUCGUAGGCUGCAAAAUAUUUUUCGGUAACAUUUUUAUCUUUCAUAGACCAAUGUGUUUGCUCCCUGUCUAAUGAGUCGCAUUUACGCUCAUAUUGUUUAUUAGCACAAUAUUAAUUAUAGAGUCUAUUUUGUUUAACUAUUUUGUGUUGGAUUAUACUCAAAAAUUGGGAAUAAUCAUAUAGUUGAGAUUUCAUGUUGAGUAUAAUUCAGAAUACAAGGUUAAAAGUUUGAAUGAUGCAAUCCGACUAGACAUGAGGCCCAGAGUCAAGAUUUAACAUAGACUGAAUGGAAUGAGUUGCACCAUCGUAAUCCUUGACAUUGUUAAAGAACUUUUGACAGGUCGCUAUUUAGACAUUCAACAUUAACAAUAACACUAUCCGGCGAAGAUUGGACGGUAACGGUACAGUUGAAAUUAUGACAUCAUCUAAAUCAAUGAUGCAACUCAUUUUUUGCUUAACCGGUACUUUAACAUGUUUUUAUUGCUAAAGUACAAUAAUGAUUGUUGAGUACAGCUACCAAAUUGACAGCGCGUUGUCAAUGUCAAACGUCAGUGUCACAAUUGGAUGAAAUGAUCUUUGAAGGCCUCGUGUUAAUACAGAGCUUGAGGAGUCGAUUUUUUAUUUAAUACUAAACCCCCUAACUGCACCUUAAUUAGAUUUCAAAUGUGAAAUCGACUGUAUAUUGCUCGUGUUAAGGUUGAUUUUCCUUCACUCAAAUAGUAGAAGGUACGUUACUUAUAUGGUAAAUUGAAUCGUAGAUUUUUUCGGAUUGAAGAAAAAUCAACUUUAAAAGUUAAAAUGUAUCCUGAAGAAAAUCUAUAUUUUUAACAAGUUUUUAAUUUUAAAAUAUACCUAUGUCCUAAAGAUUAAAAAUUAAAUUUUUAAUGUUUAUGUAUAUGUUAGAGCGGUUAGUUGGCUGCGGUGGUUGGCCGUACUAAGUAAGGAGUGCUUCAAUAUGUUUUCAGUGAAUCUUAAAGAUAAUUUUGUUAACCUACUGUCCAUGAUUACCUACUUGUAUAUCUGAUGUGUACACAAACAGUAAGUUUCUGGCAUUUUGAAUCCGACUUAAUGUAUGUAAAAAUAAAUGUUGUUUUAAA
Leptidea sinapis is the source of this 10717-nucleotide messenger RNA. It is a transcript of the gene Galphas, whose product is annotated as guanine nucleotide-binding protein G(s) subunit alpha. The transcript is spliced from 11 exons. Gene Ontology annotation, molecular function: GTPase activity; G-protein beta/gamma-subunit complex binding; G protein-coupled receptor binding. The record is from RefSeq and is a predicted model, not a curated record. Gene Ontology annotation, biological process: adenylate cyclase-activating dopamine receptor signaling pathway; sensory perception of chemical stimulus. Bases 348 to 1487 code for a protein of 379 amino acids. Lineage: Eukaryota; Metazoa; Arthropoda; Insecta; Lepidoptera; Pieridae. Gene Ontology annotation, cellular component: heterotrimeric G-protein complex.